ACAUCCAGGUAUUCCACAGACUAAUCAGAAUACGGAAGAGACUAAACACAAAUAUUAUUCAAAACUGUGAAUCAAUAGUUAUACUAAUGUCAUUGAUCGUUAAUGAACGUAUUUAAAAAUAGUAAUAUUGGCUUGAACGAUCAAUUGAUAGGAUCAAAACAAUAGAAAAUGGUGUCUCAAACUUAUGUUGUCGUGACAAUUUUAUUUCUAAGUAUUUUAAAGGUUUUAACAGUAUACUCAUUCGAUUGUCCAAAUAUGGGAAAUCGUUACUUGAAUCAGACAGCCAAAAUUAAAUGUUAUAGACUUUUCUCUGGAAGUGAAAACACUGGAAAACCUGCACGUAUUUGUGAGAUACAUAAUGGAAAAUUAGCCAAAAUUAUAACUGCAGAAGACAUGUAUCAAGCGAAAUUGGUAAUUUUAUCUAGAAAGUAUUAUGGAAUAUCAAAAGUUAGAGUAGAUGGUUAUUCUGAAUUGGGAAAUUGGGUAACAAUGAAGAAUAGACAAUAUAACAUGCGCGAAAAAUCUAGCUCUUUCAACUGUGGUGCACUAUUCUUGAAGUAUUCUUCAUUAUAUAUUAGACCUGAGGAUUGUCUGACUAAAUAUCGAUACAUCUGUCAAAUGCCAAGAAUAUACAGCAGUUCGUGCCGAAAAGUCUUAAAUAUUACGAAAAGCUACGGAGACAAAUGUUAUAGUUUAUCCUAUAAUAGAUACAAUUUUUAUGAAGCAUCUACUCACUGCCAAUUGCUUGGAGGGGAAUUAGCCGAUGAGAGAAUACAUCGAACAGUUUACACAAAGUUUCGUAAUGCUCUUCAAUACAGAAACAUUCCAGUAUGGCUUGGUUUAACUAACAAACCUUGGAGAUUUAGUAAUGGUGACAUGAUAAAGAGUUUUUAUUGGCAAGAGCAUGAGCCAGUUUCUGAUAGAUUAACUUUAUUAUUAAAUGGAGCCACCUUAAAAUGGGCAACAAUUGAGGAAAGUCAACCACAACGACCAUAUCCAUUUCUUUGUGAAAAAGAAUAUCAUGAUGAUACAAGAACAACAACGAGACACGUACCUACUGAUCCAUCGAAUAAUAAGGGCCAUAAUGUUUUAAAUAUCAGCAUAAUAAGUUUGUAAUUUCUUUCUUCUCACAAUAUAAACUCAUAUAAUAUUGGUUGAUUUAUCAAAAUUGUUUUUAAUAACUUUCAGCAAAGGCAAUAGCUGGUGGAGCAGUUGGAUUUUUGAUUUUUAUUGCUAUUGGUCUUGUUUUUUUCUGUCGUUUCAUAAAUCAAAGAAAAUAUAGAAGAAAUGGCGCACUAUCAAGUCGUAGAAAUUUUGCGAGAAGGCAAACUUCAGUUGUUAAUAUUCCACCAAAUAUGGCUUCUAGAGUUGAACCUCCUUCCUAUAAUCAAGCAACUGUACUACCGGUUCCACCUCCCUAUGAAGAAGUAACUGGUCAUCAACUAGACGAAUUAAAACCGCCAAAGUACUCAACAAUUUAUCCUGAAAGAUAGAGUGUAAAUGGAACUUAUGAAGAUAUAACUUUAGAUUAUUGUUCUUAUUUUGUAAGGCUGUGUUGACGAAUUUUAAUAAGUUGAAUUUAACAAAUUAGUAUUAGACAAUUACGAUCUGAAAUGGUGAUUUACCAGAAAUCUCUUCUUUUUUUUUCGUUCUUUUUACAUGAGAAUUUUUUAUCAUUCUUAGAGUAUCUUUUUACUUUUCUUUGCAUUUAUGUCAGAUUAAUAAAGACUCGUUUGUAUUUAUAAUUUUCUAAAUAAAUGUUAGAUUUAAAUGAUUAAAAAGCUUAAGGUAGAUGGCGC
Messenger RNA from Dimorphilus gyrociliatus, 1799 nucleotides. The record is from the annotation of a GenBank genome assembly. NCBI's taxonomy places the organism in Eukaryota, Metazoa, Annelida, Polychaeta, Dinophilidae.